AUGGCAGAUUCAAAUAAAAUAAAUUCAAAUAUAAAUAAUAAAACUAAUAGUGUAAAUAAUUUAAAAGAUAAUAGUUUCGUUAUGCCCCCUAAUCAACAACAACUACUACAACAACUACAACAACUACAACAAACAUCACCGCCAACUCCACCAACACCGCCAACUCUACCAAUACCACCACCAAUAAUUGAUAGUAUUACAAAUAAUAAAAAUAAUAAAUCUCCACCAACAAAUAAUAUAAACAAUGAUUCUGGCACCGAAAAUAACAUUGGACCCUCGUUUAAUAGGUGCAGCAACAUCAAUAACCCAUCGUAUAAAAAAAGCUCUUAUAAGAAGGCAAAUCCAGUAAUAAACACCGAUAUAAAUACCACUUCUUGUAAUAUUAAUAACAUUAUAAACAACACUUUAAACAAUAUAAAUAUGAGGCAUCAUAUGAAUAGCUGUUUAAAUAUUAAAUCAAAUAAUAAUAUGAAUAAUAAUAUGAAUAAUAAUAUGAAUAAUAUGAAUAUGAAUAACAAUAAUAAUAAUAUGAAUAAUAAUAAUAAUAAUAAUAAUAAUAAUAAUAAUAAUAAUAAUAAUAAUAAUAAUAAUAAUAAUAAUAAUAAUAAUAAUAAUAAUAGAUUGUUUUUAGUUGAUAACAAUCAAACACCAAGCGAACAAACAAAAAAACCCGAUUCCUCAAAAAAAACAACAACCACCACUUCCCCCACAUCUUCAUCACCCACAUUAACAGAUUCAUCAAAUAAAAAUAGCAACCAUUCAGACGAUGAAGAAUAUUUUAAUCCAAAAAUAGAAUAUAAUGAUGGAUAUAUUAAAUUUAAUAGAAUAGAUAAUUUUUCAUUUAAUAAUAUUACACCCGAUUUAGAAUUAAUUAUAAAAAACUAUUAUUUAUCUAAAGACAAAGAAAACUAUGAAUUUCCUCAAGACUCCCAAGAGCUAAUCAGAAGGUAUUACAAGCAUCAAUAUUUGUAUUACUCUAUUCAAUCCACAAGAUCGCUACAUUCAUUUUACACUCUUCAUAUUGGUGACAAUUUGAAAAAGUUUAAGAAAUAUUUAGAUGAUACAUACAAACUUUUAGGUAGCGAUUUAUAUUUUAAACCAAAUAGUACACGUAUGAAUUACAAAAGAGAACUUGAAAGGACAUUAGAAAGCUAUAGAGGAAGAGGGCUCGAAUUUAAAAGUGAAGACAAAAUAGGAUUAAAGACAAAACAUUAUAAAAAAGUGUAUAUAGGUUUGUUUCCAGAAUCAAUGCAUAAUGGUACUGAUGGCCACACAAAAAUUUCAACAAUUCAAAAGGAACUAUCAGAUAUUUAUAAAGUUAGCACCAGAGAUUUGGUAAAUUGCUUCGACUCAUCAAACUGUAAAUGUGCAAAAGGAUAUUUAGCUACUCUAAAAAGGCAACAAGAAAAGAAUAAAAUGGUUAAAGAAAAAAGACAAAUACAAAAGAAAGAAAAAAAUAGAAAAAAGAAUAGGUAUUACAAAGAUAAAUACAAAAAGCUAAGGCUAUUAAAUGAACAAAGCAAAGAUAAUGACAACAAUGAAUGCGAUGAAGACGAUGAAGAUGAUGAAAAUGACGAAAAUGAUACCCUGUCUAAAGAAUAUGAAUAUGGUGAAGAUUAUGAAAACUAUGAAGAUGAUGAGGGUGAUGAAGAUGACAACGAAGAUGAUGAAGAUGACAACGAAGAUGAUGAAGAUUGCGAAUAUGACGAUGAGGACUCUGAAUAUUCUGAAAAUACUAACAAAGAAAUUAGAAAUAAUGAUAAUAACGAUAAUGAUAAUAUUAAUAAUAAUAAUAAUAGUAAUAAUAAUAACAAUAAUAAUAAUGACGAUAGUGAUGAUAAUGAUGAUGAAUCAAUACCAAAAUCAAAAUCAAAAUCAAAAACAAAAUUAAAAUCCAAAGAGAAAAACACCAAAAACUAUAAUAGCAGCGAUAGCGAUCGUGAUUGUGGUAGUGAUUCCAGUGAAGACCAUGAAGACAAUGCCAAUGGGUACUAUGAUGCAAUGAAUAGCGAUGACGAAGAACAAUUAAAAUCCAUCAAUAAUUCAAAGAAUAUUCAAAAUGUAAAUAUAACCACUCAAAACCUAUCAGAACAACUCAACCUAAAUUCAGACAGCAAACCAAGUAUAACCCAUCUUUCUAUUCUUGGCAAAAAGUAUUAUAAAAUUAAUGGUGUUUUUCUAGACUCGAUUCCAUUUCAAAUACUGUGCAAUAUAGCAAGAGAUUAUUAUAAAAUUCAACUAGAUGAAAAAAAAGUUACUUUUUAUGAAACUUUACAAGUCAUAACCAACAAAGUAAAGGAAUAUAUUAAGUCAAAUCAAAUUCCUGAAGAUCCAUGUGACUGUAUGAUAUGUAUCAACGGCCCACCGCCAUCAUUACCACCAAUUGACACCUAUUCUCCAGCCGAUUGGUUAGAAAGAGUUAAAAUUAUAUUAUUUAUAAUAACUAGAUCCAAUCUUAAACUAGCAAAUGAAAUCGAAGAGCAACGUAGAUUACUAGACAAUACAAGCGAAAAUGAUACAGAAAUGUCUGAAGAACAGAUCCGAAAAAGAGAAAUCUCCAAAAUCUCAAUCAACCUUAAAGAUGCCUAUGCCUUUAUGGAAUCACAUAGCUCAAAAUUAAAUUUAGAACUAAAUUAUAAAAGCUAUUGGAGGAAAUAUGUACCAGAGAAACUAAGAAAUAACCCAUCCUUUUUUUCAUCAUCUAAAGAAGAAAUGAACGUUGUUGGUUUCUGGAGAUUAAUCAAUACUAAUUAUAAUCCUUGGUCACCAAACUCUUCAAAUAAUAUUGAAAAUAAUGGAAUCAAUACUAAAAGCAAUAGUAAUUUAGAUAGCAAUUUAAACAAUAAUAGUGGUGAUAAUAAUAUAGAUAUCAAUACUAAUAUAGAUAAUAUAGAUAAUAACAAUUUAGAUGAUAAUCAUUUGGAUGUUAAUUUAGAAAGCAAUUCAAAAUUUAAAAAAAGAAAUUUAAAUGAAGAAAGAUGCGGUAUUAUUAAUGUUAAGGGUAAACCAUGUCGAAUUCCAAAGAGAUCCUGUAGACAUCAUAUAUAUAAAAGAAGAAAUCAAAAAAAGAUUCAAAUGGCCGCUCAAACCAAUACAAAUGUAAAAGAAUAUGAUUCAGACUCUUUUAACUAUAGUGAUAAUGACGGUGACUCAACCUCGAGUGAUGAUUUAAACUCAAGCAGUAACAGUGUUGAUAAUGAUUCAGAUUCAGAUUCAGAUUCAGACUCAGACUCAGACUCAGAUGCAGAUUCAGAUUCAGAUUCAGACUCAAACAAUAUUGAGGAUGACUCAGAUUCAACCAAUGACCCAAAUCAAAAAAUUAACUGCCAUAAUAUUAAAGGCAUCAAUAGUAUCAAAAUCAAAUCUGAAUUUGAAUCUGAACUCGAAUCUGAAUCCGAAUCUAAACAUGAACUCAAGUUCGAAAAUAAAACUGCCAAUAAUAAUACCUGCGAUAAUGAUAAUAAUAUCGACAAACUCAACAAACCUUUAUCAGAGAAUCCGCCCACUCAAAACCAAUUAGAUUCAUCUGACUUGGACCCUGACACGAUUCAAUCCUCUUUAUUCUACUCCAAAGAUAAAAAUCACAGUUCGGAUAAUUUAAUACCAAAUAGUCCUUUAAAACACAACAAUGGUCAUGGUGAUUACGAUAUGGGCAAUGAUACAUUUCAAAUUGAUGAAUAUGAUGAAAUUCGGCUUAAACUUCUUAAUCAAGAAUCAAAGCAAUCAAAUGAAAAUCGAAAUGAAAAUAUAUCAGAUAAAAAUCCAACUUUAUCAACCACCAGUAAUAAAAGCAAUGAAGAAAAAAUCGCACCCCAUAAACCUUUAAAGAAAAGACCAUAUGAACACGAUAUAUCAAAGAAACCACCUAAAAAGAGAUUAAAUUUCGAACAAUCAGAUACCCUUAGUGCUAAUAGUAGUGAUAGUGCUGUCUCUAGCAAUAGUAAUGGUGUCGGUGCUGGUAGCUAUCAUAGUUUUGAUGAUAUUAAAGAAUUUGAAAACCAUAUAUUUAAACUUUUUUAUGCAAAUUUUAGUCAAAUAAUCAGUAGAAAUAAAGACCUAUCAUAUAAUGUUUCAAGAGAAUAUGUAAGAUUCAUGCUGCUAAAAAUUUAUGAUUCAGAUACAACCGGUCAAACAAAUAAAUUAGAGCCAAGUCCUUUAGUAGAAGAAUUUUGGCACACCCACAUCAUUGAUAUGAAUUCUUACAAUGAUUUUAAUAAAAUUUUAAAAACCCCAAUUAUAUGCAACCCAAACAAUUCAAGAGAUGAUAGAGACAGAAAAGAAAGAUAUGAAAGAACCAUCAAUUUAUACAAGAAAAUAUUUGGUGAUUAUAUAGACACCAAAAUUUGGCCCCCUAGUCAUUAUUACAAUUAA
Molecule: messenger RNA, 4371 nt
Organism: Dictyostelium purpureum
Lineage: Eukaryota; Evosea; Eumycetozoa; Dictyosteliales; Dictyosteliaceae
Exons: 4
Coding region: 1-4371 (1456 amino acids)
Source: RefSeq, a predicted model, not a curated record